AAGCUGUGAAGGUGUCUCAGUGCAGAGCCAGCCUCCCUGUUGUAUCCUCCUCCUCCUCUCGCAGUCACUUCUCUCCAUCUGUUUUGAUGCAGCUCAUAACAGAUCGUCACAUUAUCCUCCCUCCGUCUGGAAACCGCAGCAGCCUUGGGAUUAAACCCAGCACCACACUCCUCUCAGUGCUGCACCUGGGAGGCAGCUGUACACAGCGCGUUACCUGACUGGACAUUUGAAACAAACCCUCGGAGCCCAUUCUUCGUCUUCUUAGGUGCUCACUGGAAACACUUAGGUUAGGUUUUGAUUCAGCAGGAGCCUCUGCUCUGCUGCUUCAGCUCCUCCAGCUGCUGCGAGGAACUUUACGAGGAGCCAAGGUGCUUUUGCUCCUUUGAUUUCUCACCUGGAUGCUGAGGAGAUCAACAGGAUGGACCUCACCUACAUUUGUCUCCUCUUCACGGCUCUAAUGUUGAUCCAGCACAGCGAAGCCCUCUCUGUUUCGAGCUCUGUGCUGGAGGAUGGCCCCCCAGUGCAGCUCCCCCAUAUGGCUCACCGGCGAGAGAAACGCUGCUCCUGCGAGAACCAGAAAGACAAAGAGUGCAUUUUUUUCUGUCACAUUGGCAUCGUCUGGAUCAACACCCCGAGCCAGCUGGUGCCUUACGGGUUUGGAUCGGUGCGAGUGAGGAGGGAGCUGAGCCGCUGCCGCUGCACGGAUUCAGAGGAUGCUGAGUGCAUGAAGUUCUGCAGCGUCCAGGAGAAACCAAGAGCUGAGAACGCUCCUGUGAAGAGGAAGAAGGACAAACAGCUGAGAGGAUACAAGACUGCAUUCUGGGAAAAGAGGAGCAGACCUGCACUCAGACAGACCUGAGGAAGAGGAGGCCAACCAGUGACACCAGCCCCUCUGGAUGAAAGUCCUUGAUUUAUGAAUGAGAACAAAUGGACUUGGCAUGGACAUGUACAGUGUGUGUUUGUGUAAAUGUAACAACAGUGAAGCGUUAGGAGAGGAGUGCUGAUCACUUACAAGCUCAUCUUUCUAACAUUUAGCUGGCAUCCUGCCCUGCUCAGAUUCUUUAGAGCUGAGGGAGUUGACUUUUCUGUUACCUGAUGAUUACAGCUUAUUUAUAGCACAGAAAGAUGGAGCACAUCUCCAUCCAGGCUGGACCAGAAACCGCUCCAGACCGGCCAGUGUGUGUAAACCUCACAUCUCUGAAAUCAUCCAAAGUUUAGAGUUUUUCCAAAUGAGUUUCAAAUAUGUCGUCCACAGAAGCUACAUAGGGUUGCUACCUCUGUGAAGGAGGUUAUGGGUCAUCUAAAGUAGAUUCAUUUGGUUGGUUUUUUUAACAGUCAAAUACGAUCAUAAAAUCUCACGAGGGUUUCAGGCUGGGUCGAUCUGAGAAAACGAUGAAGCAAAACCCCGAGGCCAGUAGAAGAGAUAACUUCAAUUUCAGGUCAUUUAACACAAUGAAAUCACGUCAGAACAAAGUCGUCAUUUCAUUCGAUCAAACUGAACUAGGUGGUGAAUUUUUAUUAUUUAGAGAAAGACUUGACGAGCACAACAAAUCUGAUCAACCGUGAGUGUGCCGACCUCAGCAAUCCACGACACAAAAAAUGAGUUCAUGAGCUUGUUUCCAUGGAUACAAUGGUGAUAAAUUCUAAACUACUUGCAGUUACUCGUACAACCACAAGACGUCUGUGUUAGCAGUUCCUGUUUUUGCAGCUUUCAGCUUGAACAAUAGCUGUGGAUUAAAAGCUUUCAGACAAAAACACCAUAUUCACAGUGUUAUGACUCUGAGUUACAGCUUCAGUGGUUUAAUCAAAAAGUCAAAUGUUUUAAUCUGUAUAAACUUUAUUUAAUCUACAA
Pundamilia nyererei is the source of this 1852-nucleotide messenger RNA. RefSeq names its product endothelin-1. NCBI's taxonomy places the organism in Eukaryota, Metazoa, Chordata, Actinopteri, Cichliformes, Cichlidae. The coding region runs from base 419 to 859 and encodes 146 amino acids. Gene Ontology annotation, biological process: vein smooth muscle contraction; regulation of systemic arterial blood pressure by endothelin; regulation of vasoconstriction. Gene Ontology annotation, molecular function: hormone activity; endothelin B receptor binding. The transcript has 4 exons. Gene Ontology annotation, cellular component: extracellular region. The record is from RefSeq and is a predicted model, not a curated record.